Messenger RNA from Malania oleifera, 2036 nucleotides. RefSeq names its product mitochondrial outer membrane protein porin of 36 kDa-like. Gene Ontology annotation, cellular component: mitochondrial outer membrane. Bases 1068 to 1775 code for a protein of 235 amino acids. Gene Ontology annotation, biological process: monoatomic anion transmembrane transport. Lineage: Eukaryota; Viridiplantae; Streptophyta; Magnoliopsida; Santalales; Ximeniaceae. Gene Ontology annotation, molecular function: voltage-gated monoatomic anion channel activity. The transcript has 5 exons. The record is from RefSeq and is a predicted model, not a curated record.
GAGAUAAUCCAAAGAAGAGGUUGAAAUGUCAGUUUGAUUAAGAGAGAGGUAAAGUCAGGAGCGGGAAUCACUUCUUUAUGAUGUUUCCUGGUAGAACGCGAAGCUCCAAAAUAGAUCAACUCAACUAUAUUAGAAUCACCUCCAGUAUACAAGCACCUAUCCAGUGUACCAUGGCUUUUACACUGGUAGCAGUAGCAUACAUGUAGAUGUUUGCUUGCCUGACUAACCCAAUUUUCUACCAAAUUUUGAUUUUGAUGUACUGUCUGCCCUCCAACAUGUCCCUUCAUUAGAUUCUGAAGUCAGUAUCAAGUUUAGAAGCGAAUUGUCCAACUUCAUCCCUGAAAGUGCUUGAAGACUGCCCAUUUGCAUUUGAGCACUCCUCCUUGGUUGUAAUGGUGAUAUCAUCUAUACGACAUUCUGAAAUCAUACUCACUCCCAUAUAUUGAUGAUCACUUGCUUCCAUUUUGAAAACCUGAAAUACAUAUUUUAAUGAGUUACAAGUAGUUUACAUGUAGCCAGACUUGCCAUUUCUACUGUAAUUGUCCUGCAUGUUCUGUACUUGCACUGACCCGGACGUCCCUGUUGAAAGAAAAAGUAAAAAGCAAGACAAAAGAACAUAUACGAACGUUCCGGAAACAUGAGAUUAAACUUGAAACGAUAAAUAUUUAAUCACUAGGGUUUUCAGGGAAAUUUAUCAAGUGGAAUUCGCCCCUGAAUAUUGGGAUCUUGGAGGUACUUGUAUUGUUUUGGACUGGGACUUCCCAUAUGCAAGCCGGAUUUGAGUAGUAUACUCUUCUGUUGUCAAUACAUUCGUAUCUUCUUCUUACCAUCCUCCAGUCCCAUCUCUGAAUCGUAGGCAUAUUAGAGACUGGCCCCAACGGGCCACCAAAUUCAACAUAGAGAGGUUCUUGGAAGUUUCACUUUCGACAAGGUCCAAUUUCUGAGAUCACGUACACAGGGAAGCUUCUCACUUGGCUUUUAAUUUCAUUUCAUAGCUAAUAAAUUGCGUUGGCCAUGAAACAAAACCCAGGAGGCAAGAGUUCUUAUCUCCAUUCAUUCUUUGACAAAUGAGCAAUCAUCCCGGAUUUUACUUCGACAUCGGCAAAAAAGCCAGAGAUCUUCUCUACAAAGGUCACAUUGAACAUCCACCAAGUCAAUACCAUGGCCAAUAUCUUGACUGGAGUUUUGGUGUCUCAUGUGAAGACAUUGCCCCUAGACUCAAGACUGUAUUUAGAUUCGUCCUUCCUGAUGCUAACAAGGUGGAACUGCAAUACUUGCAUGACUGUGGGGGAAUUGCAGCAGGCGUUGGGUUAAGUUUUAAACCCACACUAAGCUUCUCGACUGUAAUUGGAGGCAGUCUUCUCUCUGUUGGGACCGAACUGGGCUUCAACACUGCAUCCCGGAUGUUUACAAGAUGCAACCUUGGUUUGAACUUCAACACUGACUUCCUCAUUGCUUCCUUGAACCUGAAUGACAUGGGUGACACUGUAAGGGCUUCCUGCUACCACACCUUGAACCCCCUAACCAACACAGCGAUUGCAGCAGAGUUGGCACACAGCUUUUCAGGCCACAGUAGUUACGUAACUAUUGGCACCCAGCAUUUGCUGUUCCCAACUACAUUGGUGAAGGCUCGAGUGAGCACCUAUGGCAGGAUAGGCGCCAUCAUUCAACAUGAAUUGUUGCCAAAUUUCUUCAUAACAAUGGCUGCAGAGGUGGAAACCAGUGCUACUAAAAGGGGCGCCAAGGCUGGGCUGUCUGUAGCUUUCAGACCCUAAUCAGUAGUGGAGCCAUUAUAGAGAAACUGAAAAUAACAUACUUUGAUGAUCAUGGACCACCAGAGUACGCUUUUCUGGUGUCACAAACCACACGUAAAGCUUUCAGUGCAUGCUGCUGUAUUUUGCUUCAAUGUUGAGUGGAAGUAACGGAGAAAAUGAGAGAAUAAUGCAUGCUAACUAGAGAGAAAUCAGCAGAAAAGUUGUUUUGUUGCAUGAUAUCUGAAGUUGAGUUAUGAGAUGAUUUCAUAAUUAGGGUUGUUU